GAUUGUUCCUUUAAAUGACCCGGAUGUAGAACCCGCCGCUGUAAACCGGAUAUUACCGCGCGGCUGGGGUCAGAAGUUCUCUCUUACAGCCAUCUUGGAUAUAGUGUCCCGAGUCGCAACCAUGCCUGGUGAAGCCACAGAAACGGUCCCAGUCACAGAGCAGGAGAUGCAGCAGCCUCAAGUGGAGACUGCUACACCUCCUGCCCCAGCUUCCUCCCAGAAACCCCAGGCAGCUUCUGGCCCUGCAAAGUCCAAAGGCAAAGAUGCCAAGGGUGCACAGGGUUCCUCUGCCCCAAAGGCUGUCCCCGGCAGAAGAAAACGAUCCUCUAUGUCUGCCUCUUCCUCUUCUCCCACCUCACCAAAAUCUACUUCCUCUACCCCUCUUUCACCCAUGCCAUCAUCUCCCCUAGCUGCCUCACCUGGCAGCUCUUCUGCUCAGGGUAACCGCUUCACCCCAAAAGUGGUCAAGGCUGGUAAACAAGGAAAAGUUCAGAAAGGGGAGGUGUUUGCGCCUGCUCCUGCACCCGAAGAGUGCAAGGUCCCAGCAGCAGCAGCAGAAAAACCAGCAGAGGCAGCCCCUAAGCAAACUGUAGUUGAAGCUAACCCUGCCCCAGUGGCUGCAAAGCCUGUUGCAGCCCCGCCUGCUUUUAAGAUUACCUCAAAGCCUGCUGUGGCAGCUCCAGUUUCAUUUUCAGGUACUAUUGCUUCUAGCCCUCCCAAAUCCGUUGAGAUUAUGGCACCAAAAGCUGCUCUUGCUCCUGUACCUGCUGAUGAUGAUCUCCCCCCACUUAUCCCCCCUGUAAAGCCAGUUCAAAGUCCUGUUGAGAAGGAGGCUGGAAAGCUUGCUAUAUCUCCUCCUAAGGUGGCGAUUGCCCCUGCAGAAGUUAAAGUAGCAUCCAAACCUGCUCCUGUUGAGCCUGUUAAACCAGCCGCUGAGCCCAAACCUGCUCCUGCUAAGCCAGUUGUGGAGGCUAAACCUGCUCCUGCUAAGCCAGUUGUGGAGGCUAAGCCUGCUCCUGCUAAGGCUAAGCCAGUUGCGGAGGCUAAGCCUGCUCCUGCUGAGGCUAAGCCAGUUGUGGAGGCUAAACCUGCUCCUGCUAAGCCAGUUGUGGAUGCUAAGCCUGCUCCUGCUGAGGCUAAGCUAGUUGUGGGGGCUAAACCCGCUCCUGCUGAGGCGGCUAAGCCAGCUGCUGAACCCAAACCCGCUCCUGCUGAGGCAGCUAAGCCAGCUGCUGAACCCAAACCCGCUCUUGCUGAGGCGACUAAGCCAGCUGCUGAACCCAAACCCGCUCCUGCUGAGGCGGCUAAGCCAGCUGCUGAACCCAAACCCGCUCUUGCUGAGGCGGCUAAGCCAGCUGCUGAACCCAAACCCGCUCCUGCUGAGGCGGCUAAGCCAGCUGCUGAACCCAAACCCGCUCCUGCUGAGGCGGCUAAGCCAGCUGCUGAACCCAAACCCGCUCCUGCUGAGGCGGCUAAGCCAGCUGCUGAACCCAAACCCGCUCCUGCUGAGGCGGCUAAGCCAGCUGCUGAACCCAAACCCGCUCCUGCUGAGGCGACUAAGCCAGCUGCUGAACCCAAACCCGCUCCUGCUGAGGCGGCUAAGCCAGCUGCUGAACCCAAACCCGCUCUUGCUGAGGCGGCUAAGCCAGCUGCUGAACCCAAACCCGCUCCUGCUGAGGCGGCUAAGCCAGCUGCUGAACCCAAACCCGCUCCUGCUGAGGCGGCUAAGCCAGCUGCUGAACCCAAACCCGCUCCUGCUGAGGCGGCUAAGCCAGCUGCUGAACCCAAACCCGCUCCUGCUGAGGCGGCUAAGCCAGCUGCUGAACCCAAACCCGCUCCUGCUGAGGCGGCUAAGCCAGCUGCUGAACCCAAACCCGCUCCUGCUGAGGCGGCUAAGCCAGCUGCUGAACCCAAACCCGCUCCUGCUGAGGCUGCUAAGCCAGCUGCUGAACCCAAACCCGCUCCUGCUAAGCCAGCUGCUGAACCCAAACCAGCUGCUGCUCCUAAACUAGCAGCCCCCGAGGCUGCUAAGCCAGCCCCUGUGGAGGCUGCUGAGCCAGUUACCCCAGCUAAGGUGAUCGAGGUUAAGGCGGCACCUGCUGAAGUUGCCAAGCCUUCCAAACCAGCAGUUGAGCCAGCUCCCUCUAAACCUGCUCCAGUUGAGCCAGCCAUUCCUGCCCCAGCUCCCCGUAAACUCACAUUUGCUGAGGCAGUUGCGUCACCUGCCCCUGUUAAACCUCAGGUAGAGGUAAUCAGUACAACUCCUUCUGAACCCGUCUCGGCACCCAAACCUGCCCCCACACCUGCUAAAACCCCAGCCAAGGUGGAGCCUGUGAUCAAGAACGACAAGGGAUCCGGCACUGAGUCAGACAGCGAUGACUCAGUCCCCGAGCUGGAGGAACAGGACUCUGCACAGACACAGACGCAGCAAGCUCAGCUUGCAGCAGCUGCCGAAAUAGACGAGGAACCUGUCAGCAAAGCCAAACAGAGCCGCAGUGAAAAGAAGGCACGAAAGGCAAUGUCAAAGCUUGGUCUCAGGCAGGUAACAGGAGUCACCAGAGUCACCAUUCGGAAGUCAAAGAACAUCCUGUUCGUCAUCACCAAACCAGACGUCUACAAGAGCCCCGCAUCAGACACAUACAUCGUCUUCGGUGAAGCCAAGAUCGAAGAUCUCUCCCAGCAAGCCCAGCUGGCCGCCGCAGAAAAAUUCAAGGUACAGGGAGAAGCUGUAUCAAACAUCCAGGAAAACACACAGACGCCAACAGUACAGGAGGAGAGUGAAGAAGAAGAGGUUGACGAGACCGGUGUUGAGGUCAAGGACAUCGAACUUGUCAUGUCACAAGCCAACGUGUCGCGGGCGAAGGCUGUACGCGCCCUGAAAAACAACAACAACGACAUUGUCAAUGCUAUUAUGGAGUUGACAAUGUAAUGGGACCCUGGAAAGGAAGGGUUGAAGAAAGGUUGCUGAUUUAAGCUCGUUUAUACAGUUUAUACCCAAGAUGGAAUUAAAGUUGUGGCUUGAUAAAAUGAAA
This is a messenger RNA of Larimichthys crocea (large yellow croaker), 3032 nucleotides long. It is a transcript of the gene naca, whose product is annotated as nascent polypeptide associated complex subunit alpha. Bases 122 to 2929 code for a protein of 935 amino acids. NCBI's taxonomy places the organism in Eukaryota, Metazoa, Chordata, Actinopteri, Sciaenidae. The transcript has 9 exons. Gene Ontology annotation, cellular component: nascent polypeptide-associated complex. The record is from RefSeq and is a predicted model, not a curated record.